This is a messenger RNA of Pungitius pungitius (ninespine stickleback), 2377 nucleotides long. Its product is annotated as C5a anaphylatoxin chemotactic receptor 1-like. The transcript has 2 exons. Gene Ontology annotation, molecular function: G protein-coupled receptor activity. Gene Ontology annotation, biological process: adenylate cyclase-activating G protein-coupled receptor signaling pathway; regulation of metabolic process. NCBI's taxonomy places the organism in Eukaryota, Metazoa, Chordata, Actinopteri, Perciformes, Gasterosteidae. The record is from RefSeq and is a predicted model, not a curated record. Bases 154 to 1098 code for a protein of 314 amino acids. Gene Ontology annotation, cellular component: plasma membrane; cytoplasm.
CCCAAGUGGCACGAACGAGCCACCAAAGCAUCUCUUGUUUUUUUACCAUUACCAAACGCGUGUUGUGAUUAGGCCUAAUUUAUUCUGGCUAUGCGUCUGACGUACAUAGGCCCCUUCAGAGAUGAAUACAUCCUGAGCAGGACUUAUCUAUAAAUGCGACGUGCCGUGUCCGUGUUGCCGCGGAGUGGCGGAAUGCUUCUGAACGCCUCCAUCCCUCUGUCGGUAGACUUCCACGCGUGGGAGGACUACCUCAUCUUCACCUUCCACAUCCUGUUCGCCACGUGCGCCGUGCCGAUCGCCGGCUCGGUGGUCGUCGCCAUCUCCUGCACGCGCUCCCUGCGCGGCCAGAACCGUUUCAUCUUCAUGCUGAACACCAGCGUGAGCGACACGCUGACCGGCUUCUCGGUCUACUACCUGGGCCUCUUCGACGUCCAAGAGGGCUACCCGUCGAGAAACGGGACCUACUAUAUCCUCCCGUCGUUCCUCGGCGUCAACGUGCUGACCUUCCUCUUCGCCCAGUUCGACCGCUACUUCGCCGUGUGCCACCCGUUCUUCUACAACCGCCACGUCACAAGAGCCGCGGUGAUCGGGAUCUGCGCGUUCUGCUGGAUCUACACGUACUCCAUCGUCACCGCGCAGAACCUGGUGCCGAUCUCCAUGGCGGCUCAGAUCAACGCGUUCGGCGUGAUGACCCUGCAGAUCAUAGUUUUCGUGAAGGUGUUGAUGACGAUCAAGCUGUACAUCAUAGCCCGGAGCCACCUGGGGAGGGAGGCGCCCAGCUCGGAGCGAGAAAACAAGAAGGAGUCGCUGCGCAUCAUCGUGUUCGUGGUCAUCUCCUUCCUGGCGCUGUGGUGCCCGUCCUUCAUCAACAUCAUACUGAGGCAGCUGACGCGGAAAGGUAUGAGGUUCAGGAACGAGGCCACCAAUCUGUUCGCCAGUAUGGCCCGCCUGAACGCGCUCGUGACCCCGUCGGUGUACAUCUGGGGCAGCCCGGCGCUGCGGCAGGCCGUGUGGAGGACGGUGUGGCGGAGGGUGUUCUCCUGCCGCCGGGGGGCGAGAUUCGGCUUUCACUGUGAUGAUGAAGCAGCGUCAGCAUGAGGAGAAACUGUUAAAGAAAAUGACUCUCAACAAAAGAGACAAUUCAGGCAAUCAAUACCAACACUUCUAUUUGGAAAUAUUAUUGUAUUCACAAUAAUUAAUAACGGCCCCUUUGCAUAAGUACAGAAAAGCAUGUAAACUGUCUCUGUUCCUCAUCUCCAACUGGAUUGUGUUUUUUUAUGUCCGGGAUAACGCGUCUCCACCGACGGGGACAUCCGUUUUCGGGCCUGUGUUCGGUGUCUGUUCAUGCGACUUACGAGUUGAAAUAAUCAUCAUUUAAUAAAAAAUAAUCAGAUUAAUUCCAUGCAAGCAAUGCACAUUUUAAAUGUCUAAUGCCCCCAUCACGUUGGCGGUAAGAUGCCCAUCUACCACAAGCAAGGAGACAUAUUGUGUUUAUAAUCAUCAGACAAUAAUGCGACAAUCAGGGCGCAUGAGUUGGUGUUUGCUACAUUCAGCGGAUGUCCAGCUCUGAUGUUGGGGGACAAUCUGUCUUGGUUUGCGAAGUUUGGUUGAACCAAACAUUUUGAAGUGGAGCUCUUCUUGGUUCUGGAUUGGUUGGCUUUUUGACUUGACGGAGAGCUCACGUUGCCGCGUCUCUGCACGCAGAUAAUGUGAACACAGUGGCAUUUGAAAUGUAACUUCUGUACCUUGUACACAAUGUAACUUAAUAACCUGUUAUAUGUAAACCAUGCUUUUUAUUGCAGAAUAACGAGGAGCAGGACGGCAGCAGCAGGUUUUUACUACUUCAGGGCCACGGUGUUGCGCUGCUUCUUGUCUCCUAAACAACGACAUUCAUACGCUAUUCAUUUACAGAAACAAAUUGUUGUUAUGUCGAUGUGAGGAAACUGUUCAAAAUGUUCAUAUACAUUUAGUACGAGACAAGUGCUUUUUGAUGGCACUGUCGAAUGGUUAGUUGAAUGGUUUACGUUUUAUGUUCUAUCAUAAUAAUCAUCAUUUUUUUGCGAGACUUUUAGUUAUAAUGUAUGCAUCAUUUAUGUUUUAAUUUGUGUUAGUUGAAUGGUUUGCGUUUUAUGUUCUAUAAUAAUAAUCAUUAAUAUUUUUUGCGAGAUUCGUUAUAAUGUAUGCAUCAUUUAUGUUUUAAUUUGUGUGAGUUUUACAAAGCCCGUGUACAUGUGGGGGAGGCCUUGGUCCGGACCGUGUGGGGCAUUGUGUGUCCGAGGUGCAGCAGGUAAGAGGGGAAACGGCGAUAUAAACAUUAAAGGGGACCGUAAAUACAAAUUAAACUAAAUUAAAUAAACUAUAAUUUUUUUUAACUGUU